AUGGCAUCUAAAGUAUUCUCAUUCUCAAGGCGCUGUCUUUCACGCUCGCCAAUUAACCAAAAAACCCCUUGUGUACAGCACAUUCCAUCCGUUCGCCAGGAAUACUCUAUCUCACACAAGCUGAACAGGUCGACCACCGAGUUAUCCGAAGAGCAGGUGUCUACUCUGAAAAUCGACCGAGAUCGACUCGCCACGGACUUGCACCAUUCCUGUCAAUGGGGGCCUGGCAUUCGUUGGGGACAAAACCCCACAGAUACAGGCAUGCAGCGUCUCACCCUGUCCGAAGAGGACAAACAUGUUCGCGACUGGUUUGUGCAGACCAUGUCCGGCCUGGGCUGCAACAUCACCAUUGACCAGCUCGGAAACAUCUUCGCGGUGCGCCCUGGUAGAAGAGCCAACGUUCCGGCCACGUUCAUUGGGAGCCAUCUUGAUACACAGCCGACGGGCGGUCGAUAUGACGGCAUCCUCGGUGUUCUUGCCGGAGUCGAGGCUGUCAAAACAAUGGUUGAUCUGGGCCUGGAGACCGAGGGUGGUAUUGGUGUAGUCAAUUGGACUAAUGAGGAAGGAGCUCGAUUCCCCAUCAGCAUGAUGAGUUCUGGAGUCUGGGCAGGGAAAAUUUCUCUCGAGCAUGCGUAUAACCUCAAGGAGGUGCCCACCGUCGCGAGUCUUCCUACUGCUGCAUCAGCCCCAGAAACGGUCAAAACCGCCCUUGACAAGAUUGGCUACUGUGGCCCAACACCAUGCUCGCACGAGGCCACGCUCAUGGCUGCUCAUUUCGAGCUGCAUAUUGAGCAAGGCCCGCAUCUUGUCUCAGCCGGCCAACGCAUCGGCGUCGUGACCGCCGUCCAGGCAUACAGAUGGUAUAAACUGCAAGUCACCGGACGCGAUUGUCACACGGGCACCACUGCUUUCCAGCACCGCGCCGAUGCCAUGUACGCCUCGGCCAGAAUGAUGGUCAAAGCACGAGAAGUCGCUUCGGCCCACGGGUGUCUGGCGAGCGUUGGCAUCGUCGACGCACGUCCGGGAAGUGUCAAUACUGUGCCUGGACUGGUGAGCUUCAGCCUCGAUAUCCGCGGGCCCGAAACUGCGGAUGUCGAAGUUGUCGUUCGCCAAUUGCAGCAAGACUUUGACGCCAUCGCGGCCGACGAAGGGAAGGAAAUCGGCAAACCCUGCCGUGUUGAAUGGCAGCUCGAUUUUGACUCUCCGGCAGUCAAUUUCCACGAGGAUUGCAUAUCGUGCGUUCAACAAUCGGCCGAAGCGGUUUGCGCGCAGGAUGUCGGUGUGACAGACUCUAAAUCGUUGGUUAGAACAAUCAUGAGCGGCGCGGGCCAUGAUAGUGUCUUUACUUCCAAGGUGGUGCCCACGAGCAUGAUCUUUGUUCCCUGCAAGGAUGGUGUCAGCCAUCAUCCGGAAGAGUUCACAUCAGCGGACGACUGUGCAACUGGUGCAUCAGUGUUACUCCAAGCCGUUGUUCGAUAUGACCGGCAAAGAUUUCAGUCUUAG
This is a messenger RNA of Talaromyces rugulosus, 1503 nucleotides long. RefSeq lists its product as uncharacterized. Gene Ontology annotation, molecular function: hydrolase activity, acting on carbon-nitrogen (but not peptide) bonds, in linear amidines. The transcript is spliced from 3 exons. Lineage: Eukaryota; Fungi; Ascomycota; Eurotiomycetes; Eurotiales; Trichocomaceae. Bases 1 to 1503 code for a protein of 500 amino acids. The record is from RefSeq and is a predicted model, not a curated record.